AUGGAUAGGAGCAUGAUUGAUGCAGCAAGUGGUGGAGCUUUGGUAGAUAAGAUGCCUGAAGAAGCCAAGCAAUUAAUUUCAAACAUGGCCGAAAAUUCUCAGCAAUUUAGUACAAGGGCUGAUGAAGCUACAAGGCGAGUUAAUGAGGUAAGCACUAAAAAUCUUGAAAAUCAAAUUUCUGAUUUAACUGCUUUGGUUCGUCAAAUGGCUGUAGGGCAAUUACAAAUGGCAAAAGUCUGUGGAAUAUGUUCGUUGCAAGGACAUCCCACCGAUAUGUGUUCAACAUUACAACAAGACUCCAUACAAGAAGCUAACGCUCUAAGCGGAUUUACUGGUCAAUCUCAAAGGAAGUAUGACCCCUUUUCUAAUCAUUACAAUCCUAGAUGGAGAGAUCACCCGAAUUUGAGCUAUGGGAACCAAGGAGGACAACAAAAGUAUCCUUUCCAGAAUUUCAAUAGACAACCUCAAGCUUCAAAUUCAGGUAUGUCUUUGGAAGAUAUUGUUCAAAAUCUUGCUAACAAUGCUCUUCAAUUUCAACAGGAAACAAGGUCAAGCAUUCAGAGUUUAGGCAAUCAAAUUACUCAACUGGCUACGUCGGUUAGUAAAUUAGAGGCUCAAAAUUCUAGAAAACUACCUUCACAACCAGAGAUAAAUCCAAAGGAGAAUGUUAGUGCAAUUUUUCUUAGAAGUGGAAAGGAGAUUCCUUCAGGGUCGAUUCUACUUAAAAAAAGUGAACCGAGCAAGGAAAAGGAAGAAAAAGAAGUUUCCUCUAAAGCAUCACGUGGGGUAAAACUCAAUCCUCCUCUAUCUCUUUCAUCUCACACUCCAUUACCUCCUUUUCCUAGCAGAUUAGCUAAGCCAAAAGAAGAUGAGCAAGAAAAGGAGAUCUUGGAUACAUUUAGAAAGGUUAAUAAGCUCAUGUUUCCUGUCGACUUUUACAUUUUGGAAAUGGAUGGUAAUUCCUCAUUAAAAUCAGUUUCGAUUUUAUUAGGACGACCAUUCAUGAAAACUGCUAAGACAAAAAUUAAUGUAGAUGAGGGUACUCUCUCCGUAGAGUUUGAUGGAGAGAUUGAAGUAUUUGCAAAAGAAAAUGUUAGUGAUGAGCAAGAAUUAGAUGCACAAUCUAAUUUAGAAGUGGAAAUUAGAAGCUUGGAUUCGGAUAAAAUUUUCAAACUGAAUGGUCAUAGAUUGAAGAUCUUCUAUGAGGGUGAAAUUGCUUUAUGUCUCAUUAGUUUUCCAUCGGAUCACCCCACUUAUUCGGAUGACUCAAAUAUUAUAUCAUUUCGUCGAGCAUAA
Ricinus communis (castor bean) is the source of this 1296-nucleotide messenger RNA. RefSeq lists its product as uncharacterized. The transcript has 3 exons. The record is from RefSeq and is a predicted model, not a curated record. The coding region runs from base 1 to 1296 and encodes 431 amino acids. NCBI's taxonomy places the organism in Eukaryota, Viridiplantae, Streptophyta, Magnoliopsida, Malpighiales, Euphorbiaceae.